AUGGCCCUACUGCUGUCGAUCGCAUCCUUCGGAGCGCUUGUGCAUGCUCACGACCACAAUGGCGGCGAGAGCCACAUUCCCGAGGGAGAGGCGAUAUCGUUUGAUCCCAUCGACAAUAUUCUCUGGAUCCACAUCUUAAUCCAGAUGCUCGCAUACGGCAUCAUAUUCCCAAUCGGCAUGGUCUUUGGUAUAACCAAGUCUCGAUGGCACGUCCCAACGCAAGUCCUCGGCUCUGUUCUCGCCGUCGUCGGUUUCUUUCUCGGGCAUGCGCACAAGGGACGCGAGUUUGUCGAACACAAUGUGCACUCGAUUUUUGCCAACAUUUUGCAGCUCUUGCUUGUCGGCCAGGUGGUGCUUGGACUAUAUCUGAAGCUCCACUGGGAGAAGGGCGUCCUGGGCGUGAUUCGCAAGUUUGUCCGACCCUUCCACUCGAUCAUCGGAAAAGCAAUGCCUCUCCUGGCCUGGGUGCAGAUGAUCUUUGGAGGCAUUACAACCCUCGGCUUCUGCCAGGGCGACCAUGUCGGCCAAUGCGCCGCUCAUUUUAUCAUGGGUGGCGCAUUUAUCGCUUAUGGCAUCAUCUUGACUAUUAUCCUCCUUGCGGGACAGGCUUGGGUCCGUCGCACUGGCCGAUCCCAAGAGUUUUACGACAGCUCUAUCAUUGCUAUCUGGGGCUGCAUCAAUACUUUUACGGAGCAUCGCUGGGGCACCGCCUGGGUCAAGAAUGAUUGGCAGCACACUACAAUGGGUGUCAUCUGGUGGUGUGCCGGCUUGGCCGGUAUCUGGCUUAGCCGAGAUCGCGACGGCAACCCGAAGCGCAACUUUAUUCCGGGAUUCGUCAUUUUCAUUACCGGCUGGGGCAUGUCUGCUCACCCUCAAGAGCUGAUGGUCAGCGCCAUGACCCAUUCCAUGUUUGGCUAUACUUUGAUGGCUGCCGGUCUUACACGUAUCAUUGAAAUUGCCUUUGUCCUGAAGGAUGCUCAGUCUCUAGCUGACGAUGGUCGUUCGUGGAAUAGCUUCCAGUUCAUCCCCGUUUUUCUCUUGUACGCCGCCGGUUUCCUCUUCCAAGGUGCGACUGAACAACAAAUGGCCCUCCUCGACGGCUCUAGCAUGGACGUCAUUUCUUAUAUCCUGAUCCUAUACUCUCUCGCGUUUUUAAUGUUCCUGUUCGUCAACAUGCUCAUCCACCUGCAUGACCGCCUCUCCAACCCCCCGCUGAAUACCAAGGGAUUCACUAAUGGCCAUACCCACCUGAACGGACGAGCAGUAGAAGAUGGCCAUAUCCAGGCAGCAGAGGAGUUUGAGCUUGAUGGCUUAACAUCCGAUGACGAGGACGAUGAGAGGCAGGGAAUGCUAGCAGGAGAAGGGAGCCAUGCCCCGAAGCGAUCCGCUGCAGCUCAAUCAUGA
Molecule: messenger RNA, 1404 nt
Organism: Trichoderma atroviride IMI 206040
Lineage: Eukaryota; Fungi; Ascomycota; Sordariomycetes; Hypocreales; Hypocreaceae
Source: RefSeq, a predicted model, not a curated record